Molecule: messenger RNA, 1869 nt
Organism: Ananas comosus (pineapple)
Lineage: Eukaryota; Viridiplantae; Streptophyta; Magnoliopsida; Poales; Bromeliaceae
Product: phytosulfokine receptor 1-like
Exons: 1
Coding region: 1-1869 (622 amino acids)
Molecular function (GO): protein binding
Source: RefSeq, a predicted model, not a curated record
AUGGGCAGCAGCAGCGAACUCCCCUGCUUUUUCUUCUUCUUCUACCUCCUCCUCUUGCUCCUCUUUGCUCCUGUUAGCUGUUCCCGGAGCCAACGAAGCUGUGAUACGACCGAUUUUAAUGCGCUCCAGGGCUUUGUAGAAGGGCUCGAAUCGAGUGCUCUUGGGUGGAGCUUUAAUGGGUCUUCUUCUUCAAAUUGCUGUACUUGGUUUGGAAUAUCAUGCGAUUUGGGCUCUGUUUCGGUGAAGAGGGUGAUCGGUUUGGAUCUCUCCAAUAAGAGCUUAAAGGGCUCGGUCUCUUCUUCUCUGGGUGGUUUAGACCAAUUGAAGGAGCUCAAUCUCUCAUGCAAUUCCCUUAAUGGAUCGGUUCCUGAGGAGCUCUUCCAUCUCCCCCAUUUGGAGCUGCUUGAUCUUAGUAUGAACAUGUUAUCCGGGCUUAUCCCUGCAGAAUCGAACCUCCCGUCCAUUCGGGUAUUCAACAUUUCUGUAAAUUCGUUCAGUGGCACGCACCCGAUCCUCGCCGAAUCGAGCAAUCUAUCAGUCUACGACGUCAGUUUGAAUAGCUUCUCGGGCCCCGUCGAUACAGGUAUCUGCAACUCCUCUGAUUCCGUUCAAGUGCUUCGGUUCUCGGCGAACAUGCUCUCUGGCGACUUCCCCGCCGGCUUCGGGAACUGCAGUUCCCUUUCCGAGCUCUCUCUCGAUGCAAACGGCCUCCCCAGAACUUUGCCCGAUGAUCUCUUUACACUAUCCUCAUUAACCAAACUAAGCCUCCAGGGGAAUUCACUAUCUGGCAUUGUGAGCACAAACAUUAGAAACCUUUCCAACCUUGUUCAUAUAGAUAUUUCCUCUAAUAACUUUUCCGGGGUGAUCCCGAAUGUAUUUGAUAGCUUAAAUAAGCUAGAGUUCUUUAGUGCUUCAAGCAAUGAACUCACUGGGGGUUUACCCCCUUGUUUGUCUAAUUGUUCAAGACUCGCGACUAUUAGCUUGAGAAAUAACUCUCUUAUGGGAACUAUCGAUCUUAACUUUACGGCCUUGCCAAUGUUAAACUCCCCGAGGAUCGCAUCAAAUUUCUUUUCCGGUUGUAUUCCUGCCGAUCUUCCCAAAUGCACGCAAAUGACGACCUUAAGUCUUUCUAGGAACAAUCUUGUCAGCGAAAUACCCUCCAGCUUCAAGAACUUCACCUCCCUAUACUAUCUCUCGCUCACUGGAAACAACUUCUCGAACUUAUUCUUGGCACUACAAAUCCUACAGAACUUGCCCAAUCUUAGAAACCUUAUACUUAGUACGAAUUUUCACGGUGGCGAGUCAAUGCCGGAAGGAAUUAAAGGAUUCACUAACACGGAAGUCUUUGUCAUUGCGAAUUGCGCACUUACAGGUUCUAUCCCGCUGUGGCUGGCGAAUCUGACCAAAUUGAAGGUCUUGGACAUUUCCUGGAACCAUUUAACCGGGAUGAUCCCUUUAUGGCUGGGAAAUCUCGACAAUCUGUUUUAUCUGGACAUCUCAAGUAAUUUGCUCACCGGAGAAAUUCCUACUAGCUUAACGCUUAUAAAGAGCCUUGCGAAUAGUAACUUAUCGCAAGAAAACGUGGCUUCACAAUAUUAUCCCUUCGUCAUCCUGACAAAUUCCACCGGAAGAUCUCAAGAAUACAAGCUAUACAGCAACUUUCGGUCGUCGAUAAUUUUGAGCAAUAAUAAGCUUGUUGGGUCGAUCUUGCCAGGGUUUAAUGGCCUUGUGAACCUUCAUGUGCUGGAUUUGAAUUUCAACGAUAUAUCGGGAACUAUAUAUACCCGACUUGUCGGGCAUGUCAAACUUAGAGAGCUUGGAUUUAUCGCACAAUUAUCUCACCGGUGCCAUACCACCCUCUUUGAGUAG